Molecule: messenger RNA, 951 nt
Organism: Rotaria socialis
Lineage: Eukaryota; Metazoa; Rotifera; Eurotatoria; Philodinida; Philodinidae
Source: the annotation of a GenBank genome assembly
AUGUGCGUUUCAUCAAAAACGAUCUCUUGUACGACGUCAUCACCUGCCUCAUCAACAGCAACGUCAAGAAACACUACAAUGUCGAACAAUAUGGAAGAAGAAUUUUCAAAUGAGGACAUUCUUGUUGAUAAAAACUCUAUGCCUGAAGAUGAUCCUAACGGUAAUACUUUACAUGAUGCUCACGAUAUACGCUGGGGACCGCAACAUGCCGGUGCCAAAUUACUCGCUAGCCAAUAUACAAAAGAAAAACGUAUACAAGAAAUAAUAUGCAUUAUCUUAUUCAUUAUAUUAAUGAUUUAUAAUUUUCUCUUUAUUUGUUAUUAUUUUGAUGUGAGAAAUUGGUAUCUUAUCAUUCCCGCCGCUUUGUCAGGAAUUUUAACAGCUGAUUUUGCAUCAGGUAUUGUUCAUUGGGGUGCUGAUACAUGGGGUGCAGUUGAUAUGCCAAUAAUUGGUCGAAACUUUUUGCGACCAUUUCGAGAACAUCAUAUUGAUCCAACAUCAAUAACACGUCAUGAUUUUAUUGAAACAAAUGGUGACAAUUUUGCAGUGACUAUUCCCUAUCUAUUGUAUAUGGCUUAUAAAUUUACUUAUUCUAAUGAUAUUGAUAUAAGACGCCUAUAUAAUAUUGAAGUCUACAUGUUUCUUCUGGCUAUUUUUGUCUCAAUGACGAAUCAAUUUCAUAAAUGGUCCCAUACUUAUUUUGGUCUACCUUUUUACAUAUCUGUUCUACAACGUUAUCAUAUUAUUCUACCUCGAAAACACCAUCGAAUACAUCAUGUUGUACCUCAUGAUACCUAUUUUUGUAUUACAACUGGUUGGCUGAAUAGACCACUUGAAGCCAUACAAUUUUGGUCACGACUUGAGCUACUUAUUGAGAAAUACUCGGGAGCGAAACCUCGUUCCGAUGAUUUUGCUUGGGCGCAAAAAACGGAAAAAGUUCAUUUUGAAUAG